This is a messenger RNA of Drosophila guanche, 1330 nucleotides long. RefSeq names its product glutamate transporter polyphemus. NCBI's taxonomy places the organism in Eukaryota, Metazoa, Arthropoda, Insecta, Diptera, Drosophilidae. Gene Ontology annotation, biological process: amino acid transmembrane transport. The record is from RefSeq and is a predicted model, not a curated record. The transcript is spliced from 6 exons. Gene Ontology annotation, molecular function: amino acid transmembrane transporter activity. Bases 35 to 1330 code for a protein of 431 amino acids. Gene Ontology annotation, cellular component: vacuolar membrane.
AAAUAAACUAUAAAUUUCAUUUUUGUACCAUCAAAUGGCAGACAGUGGCUACAAUCCCUAUGAGAAUCGCAAUGUGGAAGUGCCAAUAUCCAAUGUGGGCGCCUUUGUGUCCUUGCUAAAGUGUGUCAUUGGCACGGGUAUCCUGGCGCUGCCGCUGGCCUUUGCCUACACGGGUUGGCUCAAUGGCUCAAUACUGCUUAUUCUGAUUACAGUAUUGCUCAUCCAUGGCAUCACUUUACUGAUCAUUUGCAUGGUGGAAUCCGCACGACGGCAGCAGCAGGGUUACUGCAACUUUCCCGACACCAUGGAAUAUGCCUUCAAUCAGGGCCCGAAGUGGUGUCGUUAUUGUGCCAAGGCUUCGGGCUAUCUCGUGGACGGUGUCCUGGCCUUCUCCCACUAUGGCGUUUGUGUGGUUUACAUCGUUUUUGUGUCGGUGAAUAUCAAACAGCUGUCGGACUACUAUAUCAAGUUGAUCGACCUGUGGAUCUUCAUUGUGUUUGUGGGUUUGCUCUCCAUACCGCUGUUUCUCAUACGCCAUCUCAAGUAUUUGGUGCCCUUCAAUCUGGCCGCCAAUAUUGUGAUGUAUCUGGGCUUUGUGCUGAUCUUUUACUAUCUGUUCCAGAACCUGCCACACAUCUCGGAGCGUGAUGCAUUCAGGGAGCCCUCGAAGCUGCCGCUCUUCUUUGGCAUUGCUCUGUUCUCCGUGAGCUCUGUGGGAGUGAUGCUCGCCAUUGAGUCCAAGAUGGAACAUCCGGAGAAGUACAUUAGCUGGUUUGGUGUCCUCAAUUUGGCCUCUGUUGUGGUCGUCAUUUCGUAUCUGGUCUUUGCCAUCAUGGGGUACUGGCGCUACGGGGCGACGGUGCAAGGCAGUGUCACCCUCGAUUUGCCCAAUAAUGAAAUUCCCGCGCAGGUAUCCAAGGCAUUCAUCAGCAUGGCCGUCUUCCUCACCUAUCCCCUCUCUGGCUAUGUGACCGUGGACAUCAUUAUCAAUCAUUAUCUGAACCGGAACCAGCAGCUGAAGCAUCCGCAUGGCGUCGAGUACAUUGUGCGGCUGUGCUUUGUCCUCGUGUGCACCGUCAAUGCGGUGGCAUUCCCCAAUUUGGGGCCACUGCUCGCACUCGUUGGGGCAUUCACCAUCUCGCUGCUGAACCUCAUCUUUCCGGCCUGCAUUGACUUGUGCCUCAACUAUCAGGCGCCCUACACCUACGGCCGACUGCGCUGGAAGCUCAUCAAGAAUAUUGUGAUCAUCAUCGUUGGCUCUGUGAUCCUGGUGUAUGGCUGCAUCCUGGCCAUCAUGGACAUGAUCAAGGAGUAUGGCGGCAUCAAGUAG